AUGCAGCAUUAUCACGUCAAGCAGGAUCCAACCCUCGCCACGCGCUCCAGGGACUUGAGCAGGGAGUGUCACAAAAAGCUAUUCUACGCUGCCAGCAUCGUCGGUUGUCUGGAUCUCGUGACCGCCAUCACACCUCUCGAGCGCGCUGUCAACCCCUUCGACCCAAAACGUUCACCACCAUACCUUCACAUCCUCAUCUGGGAGGAGCACGUCGACCGUGGCGCUCGGAUUCACGUACCCAAUCGCGAGCUCCUGGAGUCAUGCUUUCCUCUCAGCCAAUACCCCGUCUUCGCGCCUCAGCAUGUCGUGCGCUACAACUUCUGGCGUCCUGGUGAUGCACGGAAUACACUGUCUCGGAGUACGAGAGCGUCCCCGGAGUAUUUGCAAGGCUGUGCUGUGGUCGAUUGCGAACGAGACAUGACGCUGGAGCUUACCUAUCGGCUUCGUAUGGUUAGUAAGACUGGGAGAGGGACUUGGUAUCAGUACUUGCAUAUGCAUGAGAGCUGGGAGCCUGCUAUUGAGAAGUUUUUGAGGGAGGGAGGGAGGAGGUGCUAA
This is a messenger RNA of Recurvomyces mirabilis, 555 nucleotides long. RefSeq lists its product as uncharacterized. The record is from RefSeq and is a predicted model, not a curated record. Bases 1 to 555 code for a protein of 184 amino acids. Lineage: Eukaryota; Fungi; Ascomycota; Dothideomycetes; Mycosphaerellales; Teratosphaeriaceae. The transcript has a single exon.